CCAUUACCAGAAGGAGAUAACCUUCCAGAAUAUCAUACUUAUUGUGGUAAAUAUGUUGUUAAUAAUACAAGAAGAGAACCAAUUGAUUUAUGUGGAAAACAAUUUAAUCAAGGAUCAUGUGGUUCAUGUUAUGCAGCUUCAACAGCAAAUUUAGGACAAUAUCUUUAUGCUAAUAUUUCAUAUUAUUAUAAUGACAAAGAUAUUAAUAAAACUGUUAAACCAUUAUUUACACCACAACGUUGGAUUGAUAAAGCAAUUCCAGGAGGAUCAAAUCUUCAAAUUAGUAAAAGAUGUUGUGGAGGAAAUGUAAUGAAUAUUCUUGAUGCAGAACCAUCAUAUUCACUUGAAUCAGAUUAUCGAUAUAUUGAUGGUUCAGGAUCAACAAGUACAUCAUGUUCACCACGAGGAGAUCAAAAUCCAAAUGUUAAAAUUCAAAUGAGAAAUGAUCAUUAUCAUAUUUUUGCUGUUACAGGAACUCAUCAAGAAAAAGUUCAUAUAUUAAAAAAGAUUCUUCAUCAUUAUGGACCUAUUUCAACUUCUAUUUACACUAGUGUAGAUCCUGCAUUUGGAAAUGUAGGAAGUGGAAUUUAUACAUUCCCAUCAUCAUGUACUGACAAUACUCAAACAGAUCAUCAAGUUAUUAUUGUUGGUUAUGGUAAAGGAAGAUGGAAGAGAAUUCUUUAUUAUGAGAAAUUCAUGGUAUGA
Messenger RNA from Entamoeba nuttalli P19, 705 nucleotides. RefSeq names its product cysteine protease, putative. The transcript has a single exon. The record is from RefSeq and is a predicted model, not a curated record. Lineage: Eukaryota; Evosea; Mastigamoebida; Endamoebidae. Gene Ontology annotation, molecular function: cysteine-type peptidase activity. Gene Ontology annotation, biological process: proteolysis. The annotation marks the transcript as partial.